UACAGUUAAAAUUUAUUAUUUUACAAUAAUAGGUGAAGAAAACAGUGGCAUUGGUUUUAAACGAGUAAAAUUUGGGCGAGACUGAGUAAAUUAGGCCCUAAAAGUAAAGGGAAAGACAGACGGGUAAAGGGGUUUAAGUAGAAAGGAGGAAGCUUAGUAGUGAUAAAAGUAAAUUGAUUAUAUUGAGAGUUAAGAAACUAUGUGAUUUUCUGUUAAUUGCACGUGCUCUUUGUUAAUCAUCUUAUCUUUAUCUUUUUUGUCAUAGUUUUAAAUUUGAAAAUUUCCUUAAAAUGCAGAACUUAUAAGACAGGUAUUUAUACGUGUGGUUUUCUGAGGGGAAAAAUUUUUGUGGCGCAGAACUUCUGGGGUUAGUGGAGGUAAAUAUUGGAAUAGUGGAAGAAGAUAAAGAAAUGUUAGACCCCAAUGUUGUUGGCGAUAGCGUGUCACAAAGUUGUCGGUGUGAUGAAUUGGAAGAGAGAAGCAAGAAAGCUGAAAUGAGGUGUGUGGAGUUAGAAUUUGAGCUUCAAAAGAAAAAGGAGCACUGUGAAGCACUUGAGGCUGUAGUUAGUGCACUGGAAGGAGAAGAGUUUGCAGUUGAAGAUGAGGUGAAAGUUUUGAGGAUGUUGAGUGAAGGACUUAAAAGGAAAAGAGAUGUUAGCAGUGAAAAGGAGGGAGAGAGAAAUGCAACUGUUGAUUUGGCAGAUGACAAUGAGGCUGUUCAGUUAAUAAUUGAAAACAAAGUUUUGAAAUGUGAGAAGGAAAAGGCUGAGAGUGAGGUUGAGGUCUGGAAGACCAAGUACAAGAAAUUGGAAUCGUGGGCGUUGGGGAAGGGAAGGGGCAGUUAUUAUCGUGAAGAAGAUGUAGAGAAGCAAGAUAAGAAGCCUAUGAGUAGUGAAGGAAAUUUGCUUCUUGAUACGAACUUUAAAAGCUGUCAGAAUAAGGGAGAAGUUGUGGAUUUGGGGAAUAAAGAAAUCGGUGAUAUCCUGUCAGCAGCAAAUACACCUUGUGAUGGCAUAUUUCAAAAAGGUCCCAUCUCAAAUGUGCUUCCGGGCACAAAAAUUAUAAAACAGUUGACAUUUAAAACUGAGGAAUCUCCUAGCAAAAAGAUGGCUCCAUCGACACUUAUUGGUGGAAAGUCUGCUUCUGUCAGUGUAUUUGAUAUCAUUGAUAGUGAUGAUGAACCUAAUAUCGCUCAGAACCCUGUACCAGAUAAGCAGGGGAGCAAAAAAAUUUUAUUUCAACAUGUUUUGGAGAAAUGGGAAAGAACUCUAACAGCAGUUGUUCCCAAAACAAUGAGGAAAGUUUGGAUUUUGGUGAAGAUCUCUUAUUUGUUGCAACUCCCAAGAGAAAAAGAACUUGCAAUGUUGUUACAAGUGAGUCUGAAAGUGAUGAUGAUAAUAUUCCAAUUUGCAAGCUUAAAAGGAUGCAUAUUCGGGAAGUAAGUACUGACCAAAUUAGACCUGACUUGAGUAGUUCACGUCCUACUACUAUUUCAGAGAAUGACAGUGUAAUGACUAGGCGCCGUCUACUGCCUCUCAGAAAAUGUGUAAGCAAAAGUCAGGAUGAUAAAAUAUCUUCAAGUAGACCUCGUAAGACCAAGCAUCAUCAAAGUAUUCCAACCAAUGCCAAUGCUGAUGAUGAUGAAUCAGAAGAGAAUUUGUUAUACAGUGAGGGGGAAAACAUGAGUGACUUUAUUGUUGAUGAUUCUGAUGUAUCUAAUUGCGAAGAGACAUCUAGCAAGUCACAAGAUGAUACUAAUUGUGAUGUAGACUCUGAUUCCAGUAACUCAGAAGAUGUGCAAGAUAGUAACAUGGAUUCUAAUUCACAGGAUGUGUCUGAUGGAGAUGUAGACUUUGGUAAGAUAUUAUCAAAAAUUCAGAGGAGCAAACCCAACAAAAUGAAGUGGGAAUUUGAGGCUGACAUGCUUGCAGAAUUUGGAAAGGAUCCAGAAUUGUGUAUGAAAGCCGUAUGUGCUCUUUAUCGACAGCAAACUUCUGAGGAACAAAUGAGCAAGGGAGCAUUGUUCAACAACCACCGUGGAUUCAGCAAGUUUGAUGCUCCCAGAGGCAGUAGUUUGGCUGAGUUCCUCACCGAUGGAGAUCCUAGCGGUGGUUUGAAGAAGUCGGUUGAGGAAUUGCAAGAAUAUGACCCAGAAGCAGUUGAACAGUGUAGAUCACUGGCGAUUCACUACUCAAAGCAACUAUAUGAGAUUUACAAGAACAAGGAAGAUGCCUUUUUUCCAUGACUAGAGCAGCAUCAGGCUCCUUCUCCUUUUCACAGUUUAAGGAAUGUAAAAGUGUGUAUUUAUUCGAACAAAACCUUAGCAGUUUUUCAGUUUUGGGUGUGCCUUUAAGCUUAGUUUCA
This is a messenger RNA of Abrus precatorius (Indian licorice), 2364 nucleotides long. Its product is annotated as dentin sialophosphoprotein. Bases 1256 to 2245 code for a protein of 329 amino acids. The transcript is spliced from 3 exons. Lineage: Eukaryota; Viridiplantae; Streptophyta; Magnoliopsida; Fabales; Fabaceae. The record is from RefSeq and is a predicted model, not a curated record.